GGGUACAACUGGAGUGACCAGGUGUACAGUUGGAGUGACCAGGUGUACAACUGGAGUGACCAGGGGUACAACUGGAGUGACCAGGGGCACAACUGGAGUGACCAGGGGUACAGUUGGAGUGACCAGGGGUACAGUUGGAGUGACCAGGGGUAUAGCUGGAGUGACCAGGGGUACAGCUGGAGUGACCAGGCAUACAGCUGGAGUGACCAGGUGUACAGCUGGAGUGACCAGGUGUACAGCUGGAGUGACCAGGGGUACAGUUGGAGUGACCAGGGGUGCAGCUGGAGUGACCAGGGGUACAACUGGAGUGACCAGGGUUACAGCUGGAGUGACCAGGGGUGCAGCUGGAGUGACCAGGCAUACAGCUGGAGUGACCAGGGGUAUAGCUGGAGUGACCAGGCACAUAGCUGGAGUGACCAGGCAUACAGCUGGAGUGACCAGGGGUAUAGCUGGAGUGACCAGGGGUAUAGCUGGAGUGACCAGGGGUACAGCUGGAGUGACCAGGGGUGCAGCUGGAGUGACCAGGGGUACAGCUGGAGUGACCAGGUGUACAGCUGGAGUGACCAGGUGUACAGCUGGAGUGACCAGGGGUACAGCUGGAGUGACCAGGGGUACAGCUGGAGUGACCAACGGAUAUGGUCAACACUCAAAAGAAAGUCAAAACAAACAUACUAA
Candidula unifasciata is the source of this 675-nucleotide messenger RNA. The record is from the annotation of a GenBank genome assembly. Lineage: Eukaryota; Metazoa; Mollusca; Gastropoda; Stylommatophora; Geomitridae.